AUGGCCGCGUCAACCUCCGGCAACCCGACCCAGGGCGGCUUUGGCCGGAUGGCACCAAAGUCACCCAUCGCUGGUAGAGCCAAACGUUCCAAUUCGGGCUCCUUCAUCGAUCACCAGAUGCCCCGGAGCCACGACGCUGCCGCCGCUGCCGCCGAGGCGGCGCGCAUGGGCGCCAGGGACACGCCAGACCUCUUCGUUCCAUCCACCCUGGGAGAGCACCUGCUCGAGACGACGUACCUCGGCGACGUUGUCAAGCCGCUGGUGCGCGCGCUGGUCCACGCCCGCAUGGUGACGGCCCAGAGGGGACAAGGGGAGGACGAGCAUGCUCACUUCUUUGCCGAUCUCGAACGGCUGCGCAACGAGCUGCAGCUGAUGCCGCCCUUUGCCUCGCCUCGUGCCGCCACCAUCUACCACGGCGGCGGCGGAGGCGGCGGCGGCGCCAUCUACGACGGAGGUCCGCUCCAUGGCGACAUGGACCACGACAUGGAGCUGGCCGGUGAGGGCCCGAGAAAGCAUCCGAAGCUGCAUACCGACUCCCCGAUGCGGCCUCCUUCGGUUUCGGACCGCGGCCUGCCCGGGUCGCAGAUGAUGAUGCCGGUCUCCAUGGACACAAUGUCGGCGCCAACGCGCAAGCUGGCGGCCACCAAGAACCGCACCUGCUCCAACUGCGCCGCGCCGCACGAUGCCAAGUUUCGCCGAGGGCCCAACGGCCCAGGCACGCUCUGCGACCGCUGCGGCUCUAGGUGGAAGAAGUACAAGGAGAGCGAGGCUGCCAUGCUCAACGCGUCCGGGCCUGACCACUCGAUCGACGCCUCGCGAGGUGUGUCGCGCUCGCAGUCGGGUCAGGCGUCUGACUCGCGCUCUCCGCCAUCGCCGCCUUCGGGAGGCGGUGGCGCCGUGCCGACCAGCGGAGGCAGCGGCGGGCCGGGCGAUCGCGACCGCGACAGCGGCGACACAGCGACCGGCGACACAGCGACGUCGCGCAUCUCCAACGGCCGCGAUGGUGGUGGCGACGGCGGCGGGCAGACACCGCAGGAACGGCAACGGCUGCCUCACCACCUCUCUUCGCGCCAGCGCGAGGAGCUCAGCCCAAGCCCGCCCCUGGCUGCCGGUCGUGGAGCAGGUACACAGGAGCGCGCGGGUGGCGCUGCCGCCAAUGGCGACCCCGCCUCUUCGUCGGCUGCCGGUACGCCGCACAACGGCAAGCGGGAAGAGGCCAGGCGUCGCGAGGCCAGCUCGUCGCCGGACCAGCUCGAGGACUGA
This is a messenger RNA of Pseudozyma flocculosa PF-1, 1263 nucleotides long. RefSeq lists its product as uncharacterized. The transcript is spliced from 5 exons. NCBI's taxonomy places the organism in Eukaryota, Fungi, Basidiomycota, Ustilaginomycetes, Ustilaginales, Ustilaginaceae. The record is from RefSeq and is a predicted model, not a curated record. Gene Ontology annotation, molecular function: sequence-specific DNA binding; zinc ion binding. Bases 1 to 1263 code for a protein of 420 amino acids. Gene Ontology annotation, biological process: regulation of DNA-templated transcription.